Messenger RNA from Otolemur garnettii (small-eared galago), 1944 nucleotides. It is a transcript of the gene BCDIN3D, whose product is annotated as BCDIN3 domain containing RNA methyltransferase. The record is from RefSeq and is a predicted model, not a curated record. The transcript has 2 exons. The coding region runs from base 37 to 909 and encodes 290 amino acids. Lineage: Eukaryota; Metazoa; Chordata; Mammalia; Primates; Galagidae. Gene Ontology annotation, cellular component: cytoplasm. Gene Ontology annotation, molecular function: RNA methyltransferase activity; O-methyltransferase activity. Gene Ontology annotation, biological process: negative regulation of pre-miRNA processing; miRNA metabolic process.
GUUCCGCAGGGACCCAAAGGCGGAGCCAAGAGGCUAAUGGCGGCGUCCAUGAGACCCGCGGAAGGGGUAGUUAAGGAGGCCGCGGCGGAAGAGGACCCGCGAGUUUUGGAACCUGGGGCUGCCCCCUUCGGAAAUUUCCCUCAUUAUUCUCGCUUCCAUCCUCCAGAGCAACGGCUCCGCCUCCUGCCCCCGGAGCUGCUUCGACGGCUCUUCCCUCCUCAGAGUCCCGAGACGAGGCCGAUCCUGGGGCUCGACGUUGGGUGUAACUCCGGGGAUCUGAGUGUGGCUCUAUACAAACACUUCCUUUCCCUACAUGAUGGGGAGACCUGCUUAGAUGCCUCAAGAGAACUCCGUCUCCUCUGCUGUGACAUAGAUCCAGUCUUGGUGGAGCGAGCUGAAAAAGAAUGUCCUUUUCCUGAUGCCUUGACCUUUAUCACCCUGGACUUCAUGAAUCAAAGGACCCGCAAAGUUCUUUUGAACUCUUUCUUAAGCCAAUUUGGACGUUCAGUUUUUGACAUUGGUUUCUGCAUGUCAGUGACCAUGUGGAUUCAUCUAAACCAUGGGGAUCAUGGCCUGUGGGAGUUCCUGGCCCAUCUUUCCUCCCUAUGCCGCUAUCUCCUUGUGGAGCCCCAGCCUUGGAAGUGUUACCGGGCAGCUGCAAGGCGUCUCCGAAAGCUGGGACUCCAUGAUUUCGACCACUUCCAUUCCCUUGCCAUCCGAGGUGAUAUGGCCAAUCAGAUUGUGCAGAUCUUGACCCAGGACCAUGGCAUGGAAUUAGUAUGUUGCUUUGGCAACACUAGUUGGGACCGAAGCCUUCUGCUCUUUAGGACAAAACAAACUACAGAGACUCUUCCAAUCCCUGAAUCACUGACAGAAGAGGGGAAAGAAAAGAACAGAUUAAGAUUCUGAAGGCAGAGAGAUGGGAGAGCAGGAAGACGAGGAAAGAAAUAUUGAAAGAGUUUUAUAUUGAGAAUCAGGAUCACUCUCCUUAACUAUUUAACAUAAUCAGGCAGCCUUAAAACCUGGCAGAAACUUUUGGCAAAAUGUGGAAGGUGUCUGUCAGGAAGGGCUGUGUUAAGUCAUCUACCCUCCAAUCCAUUCUCUGCCUUGCAGCCACAGUUUACUCAUCUGUGCAAUUGAAAUAUACAUAACACCACCAUCCUUUUCCUGUCUCCAAAUAAGCUAAAGGAUGUGAAAGUAUUUUGUGGAAUAUAGAAUGUUAGACAAAAAUAGGGUGUUACUAUACUCUGUAAGCAUGCCACAGAUCACAGCUAUGGUUGUUAGACCAAAGGCUUAUGAGAAAAACAUUUCAUCUUGUAGAAAACAUCCAUUUUAUAGCCUCUAAUAAUUUUUUAGGAUGAGGAAUUUAAAAAGUUCAGCUUCAGUGCUACAGUGUUUUAAAGGAAACAAUGUCGGGAGGGAGAGAUAUGGAGCCAAUUGAAAGGAGGCCAGUUUAUGAUGGUCUCAGAGUGAUCCCAGUGGUUACAGAGCUGAUUUACCCACUUCUCUUUAGAUCUUAAUUUAGGAACACUUUGAAACCUUGUGACCCUGCUGGGUUCUCCUACCACCUUUCACCAAUGCAGUGCAAAGAAAUGUGUGUGGGGCUGUGGUAGGCCAAUAGUACCCUAACAUGUCCACAUCCUAAUCUCUGGAACCUGUGAAUGUUACUGUAGAUAGUAAAAGGAACUUUGCAGAUGUAAUUAAGCAUUAAGGAUCUUGAGACGGGAAUUAACUUGGAUAAUCAGAAUGGACACUAAUAUAAUCAUAUCUUUAUGAGAGGGAGGCAGGCAGAGGGAGAGAUUUGACACACAGUAGAUGUAAUAACUGAAGCAGAGCUUGGAGCAAUGUGAGGAAGGGCUGCAAACUAAGAAAUGCAGGUAGUUUCCAGAACUUAAAAAAGGCAAGGAAAUAUGUUCUCCCUGGGAGCCUCCAGAAGGAAUUCAA